Messenger RNA from Astyanax mexicanus (Mexican tetra), 4392 nucleotides. It is a transcript of the gene cnksr1, whose product is annotated as connector enhancer of kinase suppressor of Ras 1. Bases 155 to 2539 code for a protein of 794 amino acids. The transcript has 21 exons. Lineage: Eukaryota; Metazoa; Chordata; Actinopteri; Characiformes; Acestrorhamphidae. Gene Ontology annotation, molecular function: protein binding. The record is from RefSeq and is a predicted model, not a curated record.
GGCUCUCUCGACUGACUCUUCCAGUUACCUGGGGCGUUAGAGGCGUGGCCUCCGCAGCGCACCUUUCCACCCUUUCAGCGCACCUUUCCCUCCCUCCUCGCGGCUGAGAGAGAGACAGUCCGGCGGGUUGGGUUGGAGCCCCGCGUGUCCAGCCAUGGAACCCGUCUCGAGCUGGAGCUGCGCGCGAGUCAGCAAGUGGUUCAGAGGUUUGGAUGCGUCUCUGCAGCAGUAUACGUUUGAAGAGUGGAAGCUGAGUGGAGCAGAUCUGCUGCAGUUAUCUUCUAAUCGACUGGAGAAGCUCGGAGUGCACAAGAUUGGACAUCAGGAGCUCAUUCUAGAAGCAGUAGAGAAGCUCUGCAGCCUGACGUACGGUGCAUGUGGGGAGACCCUGCGCAGUGUAACAGAGAAGCUGCGGGCGGUCGCUCACUCUCUGCAGAUGGGAGUUCAGGGCCGCUGGCGUGUAAACACUUAUGAUGGGCAGAGCAACACCCAGCUGUCUCCUCAGGUACUGCAGGUGGUGGUGGAUCUCAUCACUGCAUCUAAAGGACUGUUCUACAUGUUAGAAAGGUAUCAGUGCAACGAGUUUACGGGAUACAGUUCCAAUAAGAACAUCAUUACUCUGUGCACGGAGUUGGGCACCAUCGUCCACAAGGACGUCACAGUCUUUGAGAAGGAGAAGGACAUCAUAGCGACUUCUCGUCAGUUGGUGGCGAUCUGUGAUGAAAUUCUCACCAGUGUUCCAGAGGCUGUGCUUGCCCACAGUGCUCAGCUGCACAAUGUAGACCUGGUGCCCAUCUCUCCUGGAGAACAACUGGGUAUCGAGAUCACGUCCACUGCCUCCAGCCAUCACUUCAUCUCCGGAACAGCAGCUGAGUCUCCAGCAGAGUUCUCCGAGAAGAUCUUGGCAGGAGACGAGGUCAUUCAGGUCAAUGACCAGAUUGUGGUUGGCUGGAGUAGGAAGAAUCUGGUGGCAAAGCUUCAAGAGAACCCAAAUGGAGUGACUUUACUGCUGAAACGAGUUCCAGUGUCUCUCAGACGGAAGGAGAAAACAGAAUCUCUCACUCGGUCAAAUAAGGACAAGCACCAAGAGUCUGUCGUCUCUGGUGAGAGGGAAGAGGAAGAGGAGGAAGACCGGAGGAGCAGGGGCUCUGUCUUUGAGAGAGUGGCUUCAUCUGUCCGCUCCACCGUGUCCAGGAUCUCAGUUUCGCCCCCUGAUGGUCAGCAGGUGACGACACAGGAAGACUCAGACCUGUUUAGUGACAGCAGCUUUGAUGGAACACACCCUGCACUUCUCCACCAGCAGGGGGCGGUGUUAGAGGGGGCAUCGCUUGGUGUAACAAGGAGUCCGUCUUCCCUCAGUCUGGACUCCAACAGGUCCAGGGUCGGCUCCUGCCCCGAGAUGAGGGGCAGUGUGGAGGAGAAGGAGACCAAGAAGUGCUCCACCAAAGGCACACGGACAGCGAUGAGUCGCAGGCGGGUGUCCUGUCGAGAGCUGGGCCGGCCAGACUGUGAUGGGUGGCUGUGGAAGAAAAGAAAAGACACGAAUGUGUUCACGACUCAGAAAUGGCAGAGAUUCUGGUUCGUCCUCAAAGGAGUAACCAUGUACUGGUACACCAGUCAACAGGAAGAGAAAGCUGUAGGUCUGGUGAAGAUUGGGAGCUACAGCAUAGAGAGCGCAGGAGAGCACAAAAGAAAAUAUGUCUUUAAAAUGUUCCACCCACGCUUUCAGAACUUCUUCUUCGCUGCUGACAAUGUUACCGACAUGAGCAAGUGGAUAAACUGUCUCAUAACGGCCAUUCAGAAAUACAAAAAACUCCAGCAGAACCCUCCAGACACUGAGGCCGAGUGUUACAGUGAGACGGAGUCAGAGGAGGAUGGGUCAAACUCACCCCGAAUUAUAAAGAAAAAAGUCUCUACGGCCCAGUCCAAUACCCUCCCUCGAACACUAGGGAGAAAGAAUAAAGCAGCAGGUGGCACUGGAGUAACAACUUCACCAGCAGGGGGCACUAAAACUGCAGGAGCUCCGGACGAGAUGGGCGAGCUGUUUAAUAAGCUGAAAGAGGGAGGAGUGUCUCUGAUUGGUCAGAAUCAGCCAACCACUCAUGACCAGCUAAGGAGGUCCUUUAUCCGUCGUAACAAAAACCCUGUUAUUAAUGAAAAGGUCCACACACUCCGCGCCUUGCACAGUACACUAAAGGCAAAAGAAACGGAGUUAGUGCUCUUAAACAAGCUUCUGGAGGAUUCAGAAAUGACGCCGCAGAAGUUCAGACAGUGGAAACAGAGAAACGAGGACCUUCACCAAGAGAUUGAGAAACUUGCUGCUGAAAAAAGAAAGAAACAUGCAGAAUCAACCCCAAAGAAGACCCCCGAAAAGACCCCGGCUAAGACAACCAGCGAGGCCGGCAGUCUGAGCGAUGGAGAACAGCUGGUGGAUGCUGAGCCACAUAACGAUGGAAAAUCUGCCCAGGAGUCCCUUUCGGAAGAGCCGGCCGAUGAAAGAGGAGAUAGCAAAUCCUCUGAAAAUUUCUUCUACAUCUGAGCCCAGCACAACGUCUGCUGGCCAACGAGGUGUUCCUCCACCCUUCCUCUGUUCAGAGCCGGAUGUUUCCAUUUUCCAGCCUCUUUUGAGGAAUAAUUGACAUCAGUGUUGCUAAGCAACAUAUGUUAUAUGUAUUUCUAAGAUGGCUUGAUUGGCUAGCUAAUCACAGCAGCUCAUUUUCAGUGAGUUGUGGUUGUUUUAUUGUCUUCGCUUUUCAAGUGGAGCUUGUGGGUAACACUGCGAGUUUGUAAAUAUAUGUUUUACAGAUUAUUCUGAAAUAAAUAACACUGGAGUUAUUGAAAUAUAAUAACUUUGACUCUUCUGAGCUACUAUGGAGCAGUAUGAACACACAAUGGAUGAGUUUUUCAUUGCAUCAGAGAUACAAUGAACCUUAACACGAGUCAGAAAUGCUGGACAUGUGCAGAAGAAGCACCACCAUGUUUCUGAUGAUACAUAAAUAUAUAUGGAUGGAACAUUGUUAGCCAUCACUGGAGAGGAAUCCAAGUCUUUAUUUUAGCAGCCUGUAUUCAGCUGGAUCUGUGUUCACACCCAGCGGGUAAAAGCGGCCCAAAUCAUGUUAUCAGUAUGAAUGUGCAAAAAACUGCAAAGAAACAAAAUAAAUCUGACAUUUUUAUUCUGAUUUGGGCCAUUUUCAUAUGUGGUAUUAAAAUCUAAUCUCUGAUAUCUGAAUUCAUUGCAAAGUAACUCAGUCUGAACAGCAGAUCGGUAUUUAUGUGACUUUUUCAUCAAUACUAAUAUAUAUAUGCCCUGAAGUGUCAUGUGAAUUAUUGCUUUUUUUAUACCUGCAUGUAAGUUUGAGCUUGAACUGUUCAGGCGAAUGUUUAAUCUAGGUCACAUAACAGCAAUGAACACUGUGAACAGUUUAAAAAUACCCGAUUUAGUGAGAAAAUCAGAUUUAAACCAGUUCACUUAGUCCUUUUUUGGUACAUCCAUCCACCACAGUUCAACCAGAGACCAGGACUUAUCAAAGCUUCAUAGAAUCAAAUCAACCAACCUCAGUUUAUUUCACAUUAAUCUGAAAGUGAAUUGGCUUGAAUUGACUGCAGUGCUGUUUGUGUUUACACUAUACAAAAAGUGAACUCUAAAGUGAAUUCAAUUUUGUUUUGGGUUUUCUUCGGCAGCGAUGAGGUCUGAAUUAUGGAUAAUGUGGUUCAAGGGCUUCAUAUUGUAUAAAUAAGAGGUGGGUUUCCAAAAUGAUUGUAGCACUAAGCACUUCAAAGCCUCAUAACUCUAAAGCACAUUAUUAAAAUGACAAGCAUUUUCCAAAAAUCUUUGUAACAAAUGUAGUAUUUACACCUGUUAAGUAACUUAAGAGAAUUCCAACUCUUUUGUGACUUACUAAGUACUUCUUAACUUGAUGUUUGGUGUGAAGUUCCACAUAAAAAAAUGAAAAUCAGGUGCUGACACACUGAUGAUCUGAUGGUUCAGAUGAUCUAAGCUGGUCUGGUUAAGAUGGUUGAAAUCUGGUCAUCCAGAUUUACUACAUAGAGAAUUACUACAUACUGGUAAGAUGCUGGGUACUUGGCUCUUUUUUUAGCACAUUCAAUGUUACAUUUAAUUCUGGUCAUACUGAUUGACAGGAGUGUGAGGAGAUCUAGUGCCAUGAGAUCUUAAGAGAUAAACCAUCAAACAAAACAUACCCUGUAAUGAUCAAGAGCUUAGACGUUAAAAAUAAAUAAAUAUUUAAUAUGUAACUGCCUUGUAUGCCAAAAAAAUCUAGACAAAAAUUAUGUGAUUAAUAUGUUCCUAGUAUUACAUAGACAGUGUAGCAAUUCCCUCAGUAUGAAUGUCAUUAAUUCAGGUCUAAAUCUAAAUAAAGGUUUAUAAUGUUU